GAAAGCAACCCUGUGUAUGUGUGUUUUUUGAGCUUUGACAUUUCUCUAGUUCCCGCUUUCUGAUUCAUUUGUUCCUGGCGAAAUCGGCCUGCAAAAUUACCACGUGAAGUGAAAUCAAAGAAUUUCAUCACAAACAGCAAAAGUACUAUAUAAAAUUCAGUAAACCGAAGCAGCCUGGCAUUAGUAUCAGUAAACAGUUCGAGUUUGUCAGAUUAUUCAGUAAAUAACUAAAGAAUAUAACAAAAUGGCGCUUCGCGUGCAGUUUGAGAAUAACGACGACAUUGGCGUCUUCAGCAAAUUAACAAACACAUAUUGCCUGGUGGCUAUUGGCGGCUCGGAGACAUUCUAUAGCACCUACGAAGCUGAGCUGGCCGAAACCAUUCCGGUCAUACAUGCCAACAUUGGCGGCUGCCGCAUUAUAGGCCGCCUCACAGUCGGUAACCGCAAUGGGCUUCUUGUACCGCAUUCCACCACAGACGAGGAGUUGCAACAUUUGCGCAACAGCCUUCCGGAUGCGGUUAAAAUACAACGUGUGGAAGAACGCUUGUCUGCGCUGGGUAAUGUGAUUGCCUGCAACGACUAUGUGGCGUUAGUGCAUCCAGAUUUGGAUAAGGAGACUGAGGAGAUUAUAGCUGAUGUGCUCAAGGUCGAAGUGUUCCGCCAGACCAUAGCCGACAAUACACUUGUGGGAUCCUACACAGUGCUGAGCAAUCAAGGCGGCAUGGUGCAUCCCAAGACAAGCAUACAGGACCAAGAUGAGCUUUCCUCGCUGCUGCAGGUGCCUCUGGUGGCUGGUACAGUAAAUCGUGGCAGCGAAGUGUUGGCGGCCGGCAUGGUAGUCAACGAUUGGAUAUCGUUUGUGGGCAUGAACACAACGGCCACAGAGAUAUCUGUGAUUGAGAGCGUGUUCAAACUAAACCAGGCACAGCCUGCAACGGUGACAACAAAGCUGCGUGCAGCACUUAUCGAGGAGAUGUCCUAAAUUUUUAUUAUAAGCAAAACAUUUUGUUAUCAUUAUAAAACUGUCAGUCGAAAUACAAGAAACACACACAAACACAGA
Molecule: messenger RNA, 1060 nt
Organism: Drosophila busckii
Lineage: Eukaryota; Metazoa; Arthropoda; Insecta; Diptera; Drosophilidae
Gene: eIF6
Product: eukaryotic translation initiation factor 6
Exons: 1
Coding region: 245-982 (245 amino acids)
Biological process (GO): cytosolic ribosome assembly; maturation of LSU-rRNA; assembly of large subunit precursor of preribosome
Cellular component (GO): nucleolus; preribosome, large subunit precursor; cytosol
Molecular function (GO): ribosomal large subunit binding
Source: RefSeq, a predicted model, not a curated record